Messenger RNA from Panicum virgatum (switchgrass), 4239 nucleotides. RefSeq lists its product as uncharacterized. NCBI's taxonomy places the organism in Eukaryota, Viridiplantae, Streptophyta, Magnoliopsida, Poales, Poaceae. Gene Ontology annotation, biological process: proteolysis. The transcript is spliced from 19 exons. The record is from RefSeq and is a predicted model, not a curated record. Bases 2539 to 3960 code for a protein of 473 amino acids. Gene Ontology annotation, molecular function: cysteine-type peptidase activity.
AAUAAUUCUGUAGCCAGUUUCAAUCCGCCGAUUUGAGCUCCAUCAUCCGUGCACCCCACCGCUCACGGCUCCAGCGGCACGGCUCGGCUCUCUCGAUCGAGCCCCCAACCUUGACGGCUCACUCACAUCGAUCAAUCAAUAGUUACAGAAAAAGCGAUCCCUAAUUUCUGUCCACAGUAACACCGAUACCCUGAUUCUUCGCCGGGCAGGAAGCACGAUGCGCAACCCACCGGAGACGCCGCCGCUCUGCCAUUGCUGCCCGAGAUCCCCUGAUUGCCGCAGCUUCCUCAAUGGCUUGCCAAUUUCACCAGACAAAACUCCAAUUCGUCCCCCACCAUCUUCUCCUUGCUGGAACCUCACUUCGUUGCCGCUGGAGACUCCCCAAUCCUCCACCGGUGACGACGCUGGUGAAUUCCAACUGCAUCCCUGCGGUUCCCCCACCUGAGACCCCCACCCUCCACCCCCCAUGCUGGCCUGUGCAAUCCGUCUAGAGAUUCCACCGGUGUGCCUGCUAGGGUGACCCGGCGAUCCAAAUCCAAGCCAGGAGAGGGACCCUGAGGAUCCGAGUAGUUGUUUACUUCCUUUUCUGAAGGAGAUGAGGCCCCCUCAGCAAAUGCAUGGGAGACUAAAAUCAUUCUCAGUAGAAACGUCACAAGGGAUUUGGUCCUUCGAUGUAAGUUCCGUCACUGGUGCUGGACGGCCACCCGCCGAUGCUGCUCAGCAGCCACAACCAUCAGCACGACCUCAACCACAAGUUCCUUGUGAUGCUAAUAUGGUGAAAACCAAGAACAUGCCUCCAACCAGGAGUGUGCACCAAUCUCACGCUGGCCCUAGCACUGGCAGGGAUCUCCAUGAAAGUGAUGAUGAUGAUGAUGCCUUCAUGGAACCCCCGCCAUGGCGUCGUGUGCUCAAGAAACAAUGCACCAAUGCAAAUGUAGCAGCCAAUGCAACUGCGAAGACUACCAAGACUCUAGUAAAGUAUGCUCAUGCUCCAACAGUUCGCUGCGCCCCUUCGACAUUCAACAAAUUUGUUGACAACUUGACCCUCAACCAGCGUAUAAAGAUCAUAGAGAUGGGUUUUGGUGGCCUCCUUGGUAUAUCUGCAGAGAGGAUAGGAAGCAGAGAACUAUUUAAGUUCUUGUUCGACAGGCUAGACCCCAACAGCAUGGUAAUCGAACUUGGCAAAAAUAGGGGAAUCCAUGUGACUCCCUUUGCUGUGAAGCAAGUGCUCGGCAUACCAGAUAGUGGUGAAGAUCUACCUCUACAAACAAACAACCAUGCAUCCAAGGCUCUGUCCAAACUCAAGAUUAUGUUGGGUCUUGAAGAAUCCCAGGACCUUCACGCGAGCCAUCGCCAAAAGAUCUUGAAGGAUGAUUUAGAGCUGUGCUCUAAUUUGAUUGAUGAUGAAACGGCAAUAAGAUUUUUCUGUAUCAUUGCUUCUAACAAGCUCCUGUUUCCUAGCACAGAUAACAACAUCAGAUGCAAGGAUAUUUACCUGACUAGGGACUUGUCUCGUUUAUCGGAUAUGAACUGGUGCAAGGCGGUUGUGGAUGACCUUAGACAUGCUGCUCAUGCAUAUCAUAUUGAUAAGACAAAGAAAGGGACACCAUCGCUCCCUGGAUGUGCUAUAUUACUGAUUAUACUGUAUUUGGAUAACCUACAAUGCAAACACCAGAUCGAACACAUGAACACUCCUCGUGCAAAGUACUUCGAUCAAAAUGUUAUACAAAAGAUCACUUCUGCUGAUAGGACCAAGGACCAACAAGGGAAGGCUAUGUUUGGGCUAUUACUGCUUAAGAGUAGCAACAAUACUUGCUACUAUACGACCCAUCACCCAUUUUCAGAUGUGCCAGCAAACAAUGAACCAUUGGCUGCAUCUUAUUUCCCAAGUGUACUCGCAGAACUGGGUGAAUUUGUUGAUCAGAUUGAUAGCAGGACAAGGCAGUCGCAGGCAAGGGCAGCCCUGGCAAAGUUUGAUGCCAAAUCCAAGAAAGCGUCAAGCUAUAUGAACACGGGGGCAACUGAUAUUACAGAAUGCACACCAGGAAGUUAUACGAAAUCUGCGGGCAAUUUUGCAGGACAAGGCGCAUGGCAACAUUGGUCAAGACCAUCAUCAUCAACCCAACACUUCUGAUACAGCUCAAGCCGAUGAUGUCAGCAUGCAUGGUAGCCGUAAUGGUCAUAACAUGGGAUCUGAACAUGUAUUUGACAAAGAGGUUCCAUAUGAAACAAGGGGAAAUGAGUUGCAUUCUGGUGGCCACCCUAAUCAAGAUAGGCCUUUGCAGUUCGCACAAAAUGGGGCACGAGAACCAGAUCUACCAAACCAUGCAACUCUGCACCAUACCCAUGAUGAAACUUUCCCUCAGACUGAUAAUGUACAUUGUGAUAAGGACAUGGAAGGUGAACCUUCACUAGUUUCCUCUCAGGUGCAUGUUCACACAGGUCUGACUAGUGAUCACGUACUACCUCCUGACGUGGCUGAAGGAGACACAACAGCAGCCUUACCAAUUACUACUAUCUCAAGACGGUGAUGUUUAUAUGCAUGAUACUCACACUGGGCACAAUAUGGGAUUUGAACAUGAGUUUGACAUGCCAAUUCAAUUAGAAACAAGGGCAAAUGAAUUGCAUUCUGGUGACCACACCAACCAAGACAUCAACCACGCCACACCUACGCAGUUGGAACAGCACAUGGCCCUAGAAUCAGGGAUCCCAAUCCCUGUAGCACAGCACAAUAGCCAUGACGAUAGUUUCCCUCGUUUUGAUAAUCACAAUAUAGAGGAUGAUAAGGAAAUUGAAGACGAACCUUCACCUAUCUGUUCUCAGGUUCCCAUAAAUGUAACCAUUGAUCAACUCGUGCCUCCUAUUGCAGCUGAAGGAGCUACUGGCCCAGACAUUGCUGGCAUUGCAGGAAGCCAUCAUAAUGCUGAUGCUGCAACCUCAAACUAUAGUGUGACUAUACCAACACCAGGUGUUGUUUUGGACACCGACGAUCCAGAACCAUAUCAGAUGGAAGCAACUGAUAUGGCAACUGACGACCCCCUAGGCCUUGUUCUUUUCCAUCCUUGCACUCAAAACGAGCCCAUCCAGUGUCCAUCAAUUGUUCCUAGACCACAAUGCCUUACCAAACGCCUAGCCAUGUACGUGUCACCUUUUAAAGGUGAUCCACAACGAGCAAAAGUUCCUAUGUCAAAAGCACUUGCUGUAAGGAAGAAGUUCCACCCUCGAUUAAAGUGUUUAAGUGAUGUGUUCAUCUGCUACGGUCUGAAAGAAUUCAAUGGAGAAGAAAUAUUCGAAUCGUUCAUUGAUGACGAAUGGCUUUCAACCAAAUUCAUGUCCUACUUUGUUGCUUGCUUGAGCCAUGAUGAAUCAAUCCACAUGGCUGAGGGUGCUGGAUACAUGGUCUUCCUAUCUCCAGAGAUUGGACAAGAAUAUGUAAAUAUAGAGGAAGAUGAGGAUUUUUCCCAGUGGGAUUCUCCACCGGCCCUAGCCAUUUUACAGCGUGACAUUAUGCACGUCGACCCAACCAAAGUAAAGCUUUUCUUUUUGCCAGUGAUGGAGGGGGACCACUAUAGUGUCUACUGCAUCAAUUUCAUUCACGAUCGGAUAGAUGUACUUGAUUAUAGUCCAGAAGACCACACAAUUUAUCAUAAUGUUCUCGGUGACCGGAUCAUUCGAAGGCUUAAUCUCCUAUUCCGGCUGGCCACGGAUUAUAGAGUCAAGCAGUUUACUCGAUUCAAGCGCCCAAUAAUUGACGUAUGUAUGCACUCACACAAGAACGAUUGUGGAUUCUUUACAAUCAAGUCCAUGGAGCUUUGGAAUGGUGAAUCUUUCCAUGUUCCCAUCCUCACGGCAAACGGACGUCUGUAUAGGUCUGAGCUCUUAUUCUACGGCCUCUACCAUCCACUGAACACUAUCAAGAAGCUCCUUGCUGGACUAGAACCAUACAGGCCUCGUCUGUGACCCUCCUGUCUCCUCCAAAUUAUCGUCAAAAUAUGUGUGCAAGUGAACAAGUCUGUUAUCAAUUUUUUCCCACUAGGACAAGACUGAGUUGUCCCAGGGUUGUCAGUUACUGUAUUGGAGUAAUUAUAGUUAUCUAUAAAAAAAAUUCUAGAAUACUAUGCCCAUAUCUAUGGCAUGGAAAUACUACUUUUCAAUGUUAAUUAUCAUGAUUCUGUACCAAUCUACUACCUUGUAUUAUAAGUUACUGCAAUAAGAUGCCUAAUUACCAUAACUUAGUCA